CUAAACCACCAGGUCCUCCAAGUGUUAUUUCUCUUCCACAAUUAUUUGAGUUUGGUUUCUCGUCUGACGAUCUCAACGACUUUAAAUCCCUGACCGUGGACUUGUCCCAACCCCCUUUCAAGUCAUUGUUUUGCACUUUUCCUUAUUUUGUUGUGUUCUCUCUCUCUCUCUCUCUCUCUGCAACUGUCAGGAGCCGAGCCACAGCAACAAUGGAGGAAAGCCAAGGAUUUGCACUGACCCAGUUGAGGAAAUCGAUUGAGAACCUCGGUUGUUCUACAGAGAAGCAUGAGAAUCCGACAUUGAUGAGGUUCUUGGUGGCAAGAUCAAUGGACCCUGAGAAGGCAGCGAGGAUGUUUGUGGAUUGGCAGAAGUGGAGAUCCUCCUUUGUUCCUCAGAGUGGUUUCAUCCCUGAUUCCGAAGUCAAAGACGAAUUGGAAUCCAGAAAACUCUAUCUUCAGGGUCCUUCCAAAUCAGGACACCCAGUGAUGAUCGUCAAAGCAAGCAAGCAUUACCCUACCAAGGACCAAGUUCAAUUCAAGAAAUUCGUCGUUCAUAUGCUGGACAAGACAAUUGCAAGUGGCAUCAAAGGAAAAGAAGUAGGAAAUGAGAAGUUGAUAGGCAUCCUUGACCUGCAGGAUAUCGGGUAUAAGAAUGUCGAUACCCGUGGAUUGAUAACUGGGUUUCAAUUCUUACAAGCUUACUACCCGGAACGACUGGCAAAAUGCUACCUUUUGCAUAUGCCGAGAUUCUUCGUGGCCAUCUGGAGAUUCGUUUGCCGAUUCCUCGAGAAAGCAACUCAAGAGAAGAUAGUGAUAGUGAGGAAUGAAGAAGAAGGAAGGAAGAUGGUGGAAGAGGUUGGAGAAGAGGCCUUGCCUCAAGAGUACGGAGGCCGAGCAAUCCUCACUGCCCUCCAAGAUGUUGUUGUCCCUUCUCCUCUUUCUUGAUUCUCUUCUUCCUUAAACUCUCAUUACUUAGUUUAAUAUCUGCACUUUGUUUACAAUUGUCGACUACAAUAUUUCUACUAACGUCGUUAACUCUCUGCCC
Tarenaya hassleriana is the source of this 1044-nucleotide messenger RNA. RefSeq names its product CRAL-TRIO domain-containing protein YKL091C. The transcript is spliced from 6 exons. Bases 210 to 944 code for a protein of 244 amino acids. The record is from RefSeq and is a predicted model, not a curated record. Lineage: Eukaryota; Viridiplantae; Streptophyta; Magnoliopsida; Brassicales; Cleomaceae.